AUGGAUAGGAAAAUAGGCAAGAUUUUGAUUGAACCUGGAACAGAAAAUCAACCUAAACAGACACCGACUGAAAGACUUGCAAAACAAGUAAAAAAAUUGUGGGAGGAACGAGACUUUCGUACUUUGACCAUUGAAUCAUUGGAAAAGGGUGAAAGUUCGGAAAAGAAAGAGUCAAAAUCGGAUGAUAAGAAAGCUGCUAAUCUCGCUGUCAUGAAGAAUUCCAUUGGGGCUGCUGUUGCAACAUCCUCAAAUGACAUUGGCAUAGGAAUUGAUGUAUUGAAUUUAAUUUUAUCCGAUACCCGAGCAAACUUCGUGCCGACAAAUCCAUUACCAAUCCCGUCCGGUAUGAUACAAAAUACUUAUCAUGCCUAUUCCCAACCAAGUAAAGCGACACAAAUUCAGAAUGUCAAAUUGAUGUUGGGAAUGAAGCGCAGGCAACUCAAACAUGCAGCUGGAAUUAUAUCAACAGCGGCUGCUAAACUAAACAACAUUGUUGAUAAAGAAAAAACAUUCUGGAAUGAAGCAGUAUCUUUACGUGAACACCAUUGGACUUUAUGUCGUGGCAGUAAAGAAAAAAAUACAGGCCUUCAGAUUUUUGUUAAUUAUGGGUAUCAGAUGGGUAGCUCAUUUGAUAUGUCUAUUUCAGCUGCAUCUCGUCACGCAGAAAAUACUCAAACAGCACAAAUUUUAAGGUCACCAGACGAAAAGCAAAUUGCAAUUUCACUGCCUCAAAAAGCUAAAAGAUCAGUUAAAUUGCGCUUAUAUAAAAGUUUUAGGGCUCCAGGUGGUGACAAACCACACGUACAAGAAAAUUCAUUACUUCAUUUUGAUUUCAUCGAAGGUUCAAACAUUCAUCAACAACUUGUAACUGCACAAAAAGCUGUCUUUGAAGAAGGAUUGUUUGAUCAAUUAGUUAAGGAAGCGCGCGUAAUGACCAAUGUAAUACUUCUUGAGAAUGAAAUUCAUCUUCAAGUUUAUCCUGGUGUAGAUUUGACAAUUCAAUGGGUCAAUAUUGACACAAUACAAGAGGAGGCUCGGUCCACGGAUGAUGAUUGGACAUCUGGUCUUCAAACAGAUAAUUUCGAUAUGACAAUCUCACCAAGAUCCCCUACGUGCACUGUGUUAAAAUUAGCUAUGGAUCUUUUGGUCAGGAGAUCCCAUCGACGAUAUUCUAUUAGGCAACAAGAACGUGUAAUACAAGGAAAUAGAGGAAUAUAUAGAGAUAGUGGACACGCUCAAAUCCUUACCCAACCUCUCCAUCUACUUAAAUAUCAUUUCUUUUGUAUUCAUUUACGCGAAAUUUUGAAUUCGACUAUUAGAGCCUUAAGAGGUGGUGGUGUGCCAGUUCAAAUUCAUUUUAUAUCCAACCUUUCUAAAGGCAAAGAUUUGAUAGAAGAAGUGUGGAAAAAGAUUGGUAAUGAUAAACUUUCAUUAUUCACGGGAUCAGUUAUUGUAAUCAUUGAUUACAGGCACAGUAUUCGAUUCACAUUGGAAUCGCCCGGAUCAUUGACUCUUCAUUUACCACACGUUGAUAUUAAGACUGGAGAUUUGAUGCAAUUUCAAGAUUUAUUUGUUAGGGAAAUCAAAUUACUUUUAUUAAAAAUUAUUCUUGAAAAAUUGAAUACUUUGACAGGACUUAAAGAUCUUGUAACAAAUGCCGGUAAAUGGUAUUUAGAUUCACCAGCAUUGAUGAUAUACAAAGAUAUACCUCCAGCGAUUCCCCAAUCAGCUUUUAUUAAGAUGAAAACGUCUUAUAAUCUUGAUGAUUUAUUAAAAGAUGAAUUACCAGAUCUUAAUGAAGAAAAUAAAACUGAUAAAUGGAUACCCGAAUAUUGGAGACGUCCAGUUAAAAUUACAAUUGAUAAUGGAUAUCCAUCUCAAGAUAAAUUAACGGUUAGAGUUGAAGCUGCUUUAGUAGAUGCUAAACCAGAAUUAAUUAUAGGUGCCAGCGGUAAAAAUAUCCAUAAAGAAUUUGGUAAAAUGGUCUAUGAAUUUUUAAUUAGUUUGUUGUGA
Funneliformis mosseae is the source of this 2013-nucleotide messenger RNA. NCBI's taxonomy places the organism in Eukaryota, Fungi, Glomeromycota, Glomeromycetes, Glomerales, Glomeraceae. The record is from the annotation of a GenBank genome assembly.